This is a messenger RNA of Pomacea canaliculata, 9396 nucleotides long. Its product is annotated as cyclin-dependent kinase 17-like. The transcript has 14 exons. The coding region runs from base 1248 to 3104 and encodes 618 amino acids. Gene Ontology annotation, molecular function: ATP binding; protein kinase activity. The record is from RefSeq and is a predicted model, not a curated record. Gene Ontology annotation, biological process: protein phosphorylation. Lineage: Eukaryota; Metazoa; Mollusca; Gastropoda; Architaenioglossa; Ampullariidae. Gene Ontology annotation, cellular component: nucleus; cytoplasm.
GGCGCCCAUUGCAGGCAGCAGAAGUAACGGGUGCGCCUGGCUUUCAAGUCUCUCUCCUCAUAGCUGUAGUGCCUUCCCGGACAGCUCGCUGCUUGCAGCAUCUUCUUCCACGCUUCGCUUUGCCGCUUUCACUUUUCUUGUUUCCCCUUUCCUAACUCUCCUCUCACCCUCCUGCGACCCAAGAUUGUCUUAAAAUAUUAAAUUCUGUCUCUGUUGCCUUCUCUCCCUCGUAAUGUACAGUUCUGAAAGGAUAAACAAGAUUGUGAUUCAAAUGAGAGCAACUGUGGAACGGUGGCCGAGAGUGGCUUUGGCCUGAAUGGUCAGACGUGCUUCACGGUGAGGACGUUGUUUUUACGGCCACGUGACGGAGUACUGGGACCAGCCGCAAGCUCAGGUAUGAAAGCGGACACGCUGCACCACCAUCAUUGCCUUCACCACCAUCACCUGCUUCCAAGCGCUCUGCCGCCACAGCAGCCGACGAUGCCGCAGGGAUCAGAUCGACACCAAGACCACACACCACACCACCAACAACACCAGCAGCAGCAGUUGAAACUGUCGUCACAGCAGCGGGUCGUCUACCUCCGCCCCUCGUGUCCUAUCGAAGAUUACGACGGCGACCCGUCCGCAGGCGGACGCGUGCCCCUGUCACGUGACUUGCAGGAGAUCAAGGAGCCGACGCUUCAGCGCUGGUCCCGGAGUGCGAGCGUGACGUCAGCAGGAGGGCGUGGCGGCCGCAGUCAGAGCCUGGGUCGUGACACCUCCGCACCGCCGUCCUUACAGAAGAACAGUAUCUACAACAAGACGCUGUCCUGGCUGCGGAACCUGCGCACCGUCUCCACCAAAAACCGCAGCAACCUCGGUCCCGACGACGACGACGAUGGCCGUGACAAGAGGAACACGCCGUCAGUGGCAGAGGACCAGAGAGCGACAGGGUUGGUCACCAGCACCAACGCUAACAUUAGUGGGUACAGGAGAGGAGGGUCCUCCGCACCAAUCUCAUUCUUGGCAUCUCAGGACAAGCGCCACAGCUGCUGUGUGGACGGCCACAGCCAGGAGAAACCAGGCCAGCAGCAGCGCCACAGCUUCGUCGCCACAGAUUACCCCCUCGCGGCCGCGUGCAGGGCGGAAGUGCCCCUGGCGACGUCAACCGGGGUCAUCACCACCACCACAAUGCCUGCCACCUCAGCGACCAUCGCCACAGCGUCGCCGGGGAUGUCUCGUUCUCUCAGGACCACCGCCCCCAACUGAUGAUCAGUGACUGUCGCUGCGGCUCCCGGGGCACCACUGCCUCGUCCACCUCCUCCUCCGUCGCCGGCUCGGACCCCCGCCUGGACCGCAUGGUGACUAAUGUGCCCCCGGAGUACUGGCAAGGGCAGGACACGUGCACGGCGGGGGGUCGCGCGUCUUCCAUGGAAAGGAGCAAGGACGGCGAGGUGGGUCCUGGGGAUGGACAGCGCGCGGCCUUCACCACCCUCGGCUCCACCGUCACGAGAAUUCUGCGAGCUCGCUUGUUCGGUCGUGCCAAGAGUUCCAUCAGCCUGCACCUGGACCAUCCUCAGGACGGCAGCGACCCCGUCGUCACUGGCAACGCCAGUCACAGUCACCGUGGUGGUGUUGGUGGUGGUGGUGGUGCUCAAGUUCCGGCUCGUGUGAGCGCCACCAGUGGUAGCACCAGCGCUCUGAACCUCAGCGGGGACUACUCUGUCAGCGCCGUGAAGCUGCGACCCAAGAAGGGUCAAGGGGACUCCAAGCACGUGUAUGUCGUGACUAGGGACACCAAACCCUGGCGACCCCGCUCCUGCGCUACGCUGCCACGUGACACCAAGCUGGGUGUUGUACAUGAAAACCCUCGUAUUGGCUCUGACGGAGAGAGUGAAGAGAUCUCUGGCACUUCGGAUGAAAAGGAUGAUGUUAUUUCACCAGUCAGGAUGCGCAACAGACAGCGAAGGCUGAGUGAGGAAGUGACCAAACGAUUAUCACUCCCAGCAGAUAUACGACUUCCUGAAAAUUUCCUGGCACGAUCUUCCAUUUCCCUCAGUCCAGAUGGUCAGCUCACUCGCCGAUCAAGAAGAAAAUCUCUGUCGGAGAUUGGCUUUGGCAAGAUAGAGUCAUACACUAAGCUAGACAAACUUGGUGAAGGGACGUACGCCACAGUGUUCAAGGGCAAGAGUCGACUAACGGACAGCUUGGUAGCCUUGAAGGAGAUUAGGCUAGAGCAUGAGGAGGGAGCUCCGUGCACUGCCAUAAGAGAAGUGUCACUUCUUAGGGACCUGAGGCAUGCCAACAUAGUUACUCUUCAUGACAUCAUUCACACAGAUAAAUCCCUCACCCUGGUUUUUGAAUAUUUAGAAAAGGAUCUGAAGCAGUAUAUGGAUGACUGUGGGAACAUCAUGAGCAUGACCAAUGUCAGGAUAUUCCUAUUUCAACUAUUACGUGGUCUGUCAUACUGCCACAAACGUCGUGUCUUGCACCGUGAUCUCAAACCACAAAAUCUUCUCAUCAACGAACGUGGAGAGCUCAAACUGGCUGACUUUGGCCUUGCCAGAGCCAAAUCAAUUCCAACAAAAACAUACUCAAAUGAGGUUGUCACUCUGUGGUACCGACCACCAGAUGUACUACUGGGAUCCACAGAGUAUUCUACGUCUAUAGACAUGUGGGGUGUGGGCUGCAUCUUCUAUGAGAUGGCAUGUGGCCGCCCACUUUUCCCUGGUUCAACAGUUGAGGAUGAACUACAUCUUAUAUUCAAGAUGCUUGGGACACCAACAGAAGACAGUCUCCCAUCUAUAUCACGAAACCAGGACUUUUUAGCUUACAACUUCCCGCAAUACAAGGGGGAGGCUCUCAUUACCAUAGCUCCAAGGCUUGACUCUGAUGGUCUAGAUCUGCUUGCCAAGUUUCUGAAGUACAAUCCCAAAAUAAGGGUGUCAGCAGCAGAUGCUGCCAAGCAUUCUUUCUUCAAUUCUCUUGGACCAGGUGUACAUAUGUUGCCAGACACUGUCUCAGUCUUCACGAUACCAGGCAUUUCACUGCAUAGAGAUCCCGGGAUCAGAUCCUCCUCAGUGGCAUCUGCAGGUAAGCUGCGGCGGCAAAGCAUGCUGUUUUGAAGGCAAUUUGGCGUUGAGUACGUUGAGGAGGCCAUGCACAUAUCUAUGGCAGCGACUCUACUACUACUACACAUUCGUAAUAGCUUUGCAUCUGAAAGUGGGGCAGACUCCCAGGAAACUUGUCUGUCGCUGGUGGACAGUGGGUUUUUUUCCUGUUCCUCUCCAGAAAAUAUAGACCUCAGAAAAACAACGCUGUAUGUGUGCGCGCGCAUGUGUGCCUGUGCAGGAGUACAUGUGUAAAGCACAGACUGUGUAGAAGAAUUUACAUGGAAUCUUUAUGGUUAACUCUUUGUGCAGCACGACUUACCAAGCUCAUUGUCCUCUCUCCAUUAGACUAAAGCAGCCUCCCUUUUGUCCCCUUUUUCUCCAGGUUCCUUCCCAGAUCUCGUGUAUUAGUGCAGAGAUCUUUGUUAUGGCUGCAUAAAGAUCACAAGAUGUUUUUAUUUUUUUUGUUUUUGUUUGGUUUUUUGGAUAGCAUAUUCCACUGUGUGUCAUCUGCCACAGCUGCAUAACUGCAUACAUGUCAUUUGUUUGUAUCUGUUUGCACGCAUCAACACCAGAUCGACACAAAAAUAAAAUGUAGCUGGCUACGUUUGGACUUGGGUCAUGGUGGUAGGUGCUGAGUGAAAAGAAAAUUCUGCCAAACAUGUACAAGAUUAAUUGGGAAGUGUUGUUUGUUGUUGUCCUCAAAUGUCACCCCCUUUCCCCACACCCUCCACUACCCAUAGCAGACUGCAAGUAAAGUGAUGGGAGAUGCAGGCAACACAUCUCCAUCUGCAUCUGCUUUGUCAAAAGUUUGACAGGAUUUUGGAUGUUGUCUUAAAAAAUAAUGUUCUUUUUUUUCCAAAAUGUCUGCUUUUUGUACAUGUUGAAAUGCAUGUCAUUGUGAAAGAAUCUGUUUACUAAAUGCAGUAUUUCAGUAUCUUGUGGAUAUAGCAAAUGUUAUUUGCUUAGAAAUCUCUAGAAUACAUUGUCAAAAUUUGAAAGGAAACUAAUAAAAAUGUGUGCAAAAUAAUGUUAUUAUUUCUCUCUGCCCAUGGUAGCUGAAGAUGCAACUUUAUUAUUUUUCUCAGCUGAUGAAAGCUGAGGCAACCAUUUUGUCACUAAAGGCAUGUUAGUUUGAGAUACAUUUACAGAAGUUCAAACUAAGGAGAAAUCAAAAUGCAUGAGGCGGGAGUAAAUGUUGUUAAGUUCAUGACUUUAUUGCCGACAUUGGCAAUUACACAUGCAUGCUAAAUUUUUAUUCUAUUGAGCAUGUGCAGGCCGCACCCAGUUUAAAAGUAGAGGACCUUUGAACAUGUAGAAUUAUAUUCCUUUUGAUUGGAAAGGACAGGUUAAUUUUGUAUAGUGUUCUGCCCUCAUUGAAACAAAACAUUGCUUAUAACACAAGUCUGGAAAGACUUAGGGAAGAAAUAAACUAAAUGAAGCAGAAAGUGAUUAAAAAAAAGUGAAUUACCAUCUGAGGGAAAUUCGUUGCAGAUUGAGAACUUAAAAAUGUUUGAUAACAACAUUAGGAGUUGCCCUAUGUGAAGUGACCUUCAGUGGGGGAAGAUGCAAGGUUGUAGGAGGUAAUCCUAUAUGACUGCAAUAAAUUUAGGGGAAACUUGGUUGCCUGUGAGCAAGCCUGUUCACAAAACUUUACCCUUGAUAAUAUUCCAGCUCUUGAAACUACGUAUGUACAGCUUAACCCACAUAGUGAUACCAUAAAAAUAUUUUCCAUGUUUGGCCAUUGACAGGUCCUAUUACGAAGUCUUUUGCCUGAAAACAUGCUGUUAAAAUCACAAAAGUGGGCUCUGCUGUGUGAGAUAGCAGAUUCCAUUGAGGUGAAACUAUCAGACUUGUUCACCUUGAGCAGAUGCUUACCUGACUAGACCUUCAGCAGACAUCCUCCUUUUGCACUUUUUUUUUUUUGGUGUAAAAUGUUUGCAGCGAGUGGGUUAUUACAUAUCAUUUAGCUAGUUUUAUUAGAAAAUUAAAUGGCAACAGAAGUGGUUAAGUAUGCAUUUCUGGCCAAAGAGCCACUGCAUUGUGACAUUAAUUGCCAUCACAUCUUGCUGUUAAAUCUUUCACCGAAAUGAAGACUUAUCUGUCUGCAAUGUGAGCUAAACACUUGUCACUUACCUGACCAAGAAACAACUGUCAUAAUGCAAGUAAGUUUUGAUAGUGUAUGAUUGUAUGUGUGUGUUUUCAGCUAGUAUUAAAAUUAAAGGUUAGAUGAUAACAAAAAAUAUGGUUUGAUUUUUAUAAGACUAACUUUUUAAGUGUCAAAUUUUUCCCCAGUUUUGAAAAAUUUUGAAAGAAUAAGAGCAUGACUGGGGUAUAAAAUUUUAUUUUUUUCAUUUUUCCCACUUUUGCCUGCUCUUCUCCUGCAUAAAAGGAACAAACUCUGCUCACAAACCUCAUAAUUCUGUAAAGUCUGCCUGUCGAUUUAUUCAGCGCCUGUGGACAGGACAUGUAGUAUAUACAAAAUGUGUUGUCACGUCAUCAAAGUCUCUCAUGUUACAAAGACAUUAUUAAAACGGAGGAAGUAUUUAUUUUACUACAACAGUGUACAUUGUAUAAAUAGCAAAUUAUUAAAAUGUAUUUACUCAUUUAUUUUCUAAAUAAAAUAAGGUUUUGUAGAUUUUGUCACAGGUAUAGGCUGGAUUGACUUUGCUAUGUGAGCUCAGUGAAAAGGCUUUAGUGUUGUGUAAUGUUUCUUUUUUUAAAUUAAAAUAGUAAAAUGUAUUCAAAUGAAAUGUACUAUAGCAUACGCAGAAUGCAACUUUUCCCAUGCCCAUUCUGCUGUGAAUGUAUACGUGGUUUUUUGACUCAGAUUGAGCAAAGCACAGCUGGCGUCACCAUUUUCAUUAGAGCAGUCCUUUCCAUUAAGGGAAGAUGUAGAGGACACUGUUUUUGUGAUAAACUUCAUGCUAUAUUUUUUGUGAGAAUCAAAGACUUACAAAAUUCUAGUUUGCCAUAUUUUUCAGUUGCUGGCUUUUCUUUCAGGAAUAAUGUUUAAAGAUUUAACAUAUAUAUAAAUAUGAUAAAACAUAUCUUUUCAAAAGAAAAAAAUGGAAAAGAAAAUGGAGACAAACAGUUUUAAAAAGGUUAUUAGUACAUUGGAGUUUUUAAUGUUGAAAGUUUAUGUCCUGAUACUGCAGAGGUUUUCACUGGAGCACAAGCAAGCCCUGUUAUUUUACUGUUGCUGCCCCACAACCUAUUUGUACAUGUUGCAUCAUUGUAAUCUUCAGUGUCUGAUCUCAAAUGGUGUUAUACACUUUUUAUUGGCUCUUUUUUUAUGAAGGGGUUUAACAAGAGGAGAGAGGUAGAUUUUAGUAACAAGGGAAGAAGUUAAAAUCUGCUUACCUUUCCUAAAAUGUAUUGAUAGAAAGUGUGGGUGUGUGUGCAUUGUGCAUUUAUGUACCAGUGUGUUUUCUAUGAUUGAAUCUUGCAGUUUUGUGCAUUGUUUAUAAAGAAAAUUUACAAUGAAAUUUAAUGAUCUAGUUAAUGCACAUGCUUUUAUUUGCAGUGGAAGAAGCAAAAAGCUUACAAAAUAAGUAAAGAAGACAAGUCUUAUGCAAGCUACAUUGUAAUUAUGUGACAAAAACCAUUGGUUACAUCUACCAAAUGCAGUUCUCAGUAGUCAGAAUGCCAGAUUUCCUCAAUUCCAAGUUUUUAAAAUAUGAUUGUUAGGUUGAGAAGCUAAAACAGUGGAAUGCAGUUACAAAUGCAAAGCAUUUUUUUCCGUCAUUGUGCAUUGUGAAGCCAUCCAUACAGUCUUGUAGUUACUGCUGCUGUCUGAUAGGGUUUGCUAAUCAUGGUCAGUACACUAGACAUAAAUCAAGAAUUAUGGAAUUAAUUCCUCUCAGAUCCCAGCAGAUUUACAGCUGAGGCUAUUAUGGGCAAGGCUAACUUUAAGCAAGAGAUUGAUGAAAUGUAUUAACAGGCGUAAUUUUCUCUGUAACUGUGCAAACUAAAUGAAUUCAGAUUAAAUGAUCUAUAAAAUAACUGUUUUAUUGUAAUUUAACUUCGCUUUUAAUUCAGCACUGGCAAAAAAAAAAAAAAAAAAGAAUCUGUUAACUUGAAACAUAAUCUUGCAAGUGUAUUAAACGAAACAGUUGUAAAACCCGUCCAUCAUUUGCAUGUUUAUGUGGUCUAGUAAUAUCUUUCCAAGAAUAAAUCUUUUUCAGGUCCUGUAUUCCCUGUCUCCUUUCCCUAGUCAAUGUUUUAGAUUCUGAUCUCAGCCUCCUGUUGCUAGGUAGAAAUAUCUUUCAAGAGAAGAGAAUGGUACACCUUGGAAACACAGAGCUUCACUAUUCUUAUCCAAAUCUUCUGCCACUAUUCAGGUUUUAUACAUUGAUCAUUUUGUGUUUGGGGUGGAAAGUGAAUAUCUCAGAUCUGUAAUCUUAGUUUAUCAUCUUCACCCACUAUUUGAAAACAAAAAGAAUUAUCUUGAUAAUACCUACUGCUCAUGAAAACUUAUCUCAGCAAUAAUCUUGUUUACUAUAGUUUAGUUUUAAACUGGUUAGAUUACUUGUGUUGAUUAAAUUGUAUUAAUCUGACUCUCACGAUGAUAAUAGUGGUGAUGUAAUGAAGCUAACAGAAGGGUUGAACAUGGUUAUUUACAAUUAACUUUGGAAAAAAGGUGAAACGGAGUUUUGCCAGUUAAUAAAUGCGUAACAGGGUACCAAUGCACUGAAAUCAGGGUCAAAAGUUGACAAGGAGGAAGAGAAGACCUACUGUCCAGUGUAUAGAUCCACAAAUAACGGCCUAAUAGAUCCUAUUUCCUGUUCUAAACUUUUCAUAUUUGAUUUCCAUUUUUGCCCUUCUGUUUGCUUAAAAAAAUCAACAACAAAAGAUUGAUGUUAUGACCAGCAAGGUUUUUGGAACUAUGUGUGUUUAGAUCCUUAGAGUUGAAUGAGUGUUGCCAUCAAGCUAUUUGUCAGUCAGCUCAUGAACGAACUAAUUCUUGUAAAAGUUCACUGGUGUUGAGUCUGAAUGCCUGUAAUACAUGUGUAGUUUUUGUUUCCUAGUCUUUUGCUCUGCCUGUCAAUAAACCUGAUCAUUAGUUUUCUUUUAAACUAUUUUGUAUUUCAGUAAACUUAACAGAGGGUUUGAUGAGAAUAUUUAAAUGGAUAUGAUUGUGAUUCUAAUCAAAUUUAAUGUGUAUAUUUGUUUCUUAUUCAGUUCCUUUUUCUUAUCGUUCCUUGCAUUAAUGAGCAGACAACUCUGUCUUCUAUCAAAAUGAAUCCUGUUACCAUCACUGCCAGCAUUAGCUCCCUUUCUCACGUGGGCACAAUGAAUUCUUAUAAAGACUCGGUCAUGUGUAGUUGAUCAUAAAUUUCUGCAGAAUAAGUGGUUCAAAAAUACACGCUUUAUUUUUAAGAGAAAGUAUCUCACAUUUUAAUCAUGGAAUUUAUAUGAGACAGUUUUAAGCUAGAGGGUCUUUGAUGACUACCUCCUGUUUCUUUCUCAGACUUUAGUUUUAUGUGUGCUUACAUAGAAAACAGAAUAAUUAUAAUAUAUAUAUAUCAAUCACAGAACUUUACACAACUUGCAAUUGUAAAAUGAUAUAGGCAAAGUCAGCUUAUGAAAGCUCUAAGACCCAACUUGAAAUUGCAAUGUUCAUUCCAGAUUGUUCAAAAUCAUCUCCACAUUGAGACCAGUGCUGGUUUUUUUUUUUUGCUGCCUCACUCCGUUGUUUCCAUCUUGCCUCAGGUUUAUCUAGACUUGCAUCAAGACAUACCAGUUAACUCUAGAAUGACAAUAGAGGGCGAUUGUUGUGUCACUUUCCCUAGAAAACCAAGACAAUGGCUGCUACGCUAGAACGUACAUCCCGAGAGGCACCUAUGCAGUGUUGAAAUGAUUUGUGGAAAAUCUAGCACAAAGUAGUCAGCACUUAGCCAGCUUUUUAUUUUUGUUAAGUUUCCUUUUUUUCUUUAAGCGUGUUGCUGUAAAGGGAGUUAAUGACAUUAGAUCCCACUUUUCCUCCAUGUAUGAAGCCCUGCACAUAGGGAUUAUGGACCAAGCUAGACAACUCAUUCAUUUAGGCACACGAGUAUUGUACAGUGAGAGCCAUAUGUGUGAAAACCUGUGCUGAAAUGUACAUCUUUAUUUUUGGCGAAGGCUCUCAGCAUGUCUUUCACAUAGCAGGCACUUCUGCUCUUUUCUGUUUCUCUUCUUCCACUACCUCUUGUAGCAAGCUAUCGAUUCAUUACAGUCUGUUCUUUUUUCUUUGAAAUGGUCUUUUGUAAGUAUGUUUCUGUUCAGGCUCAUUUUUAAAAAAAAAAAAACAGUGAUCAUGGAAGUA